Diaporthe batatas is the source of this 261-nucleotide messenger RNA. RefSeq lists its product as uncharacterized. Bases 1 to 261 code for a protein of 86 amino acids. The transcript has 4 exons. Lineage: Eukaryota; Fungi; Ascomycota; Sordariomycetes; Diaporthales; Diaporthaceae. The record is from RefSeq and is a predicted model, not a curated record.
AUGCCCGUCCCAUUCGAGACCUUGAUUCCCUAUGGAAUCAUCCUUGCGAUGUUCGGCGUGUCCGGCGUGGGACUUGCCAACAUGAAGUACUACCAAAACGGGGGCAAGCGAGCGAGGCGCUCGCUCGAUCAGUGGGACAGACAGAUGAUGAACCGCGAUAGGCGGUUAACUGGAUUCCUCAGGGGCCAGACGUCAAAUGCAGUGGCACCAGAUGGCUACGAAUUGAACAACCCCUGGAGAGUCGAGCGACGCAUAUGCUAG